AUGGAGCGCUCGGUGCGGGAGCUGUGGGCGGAGUCGCGCGAGCUUCUGGGCCUCCACGCCGAGGACGUGCCGCGCGCCGACCUGCCCCCGGCGCCGCUCGCCUUCCUCCGCGACCACGUCUCGCCGGGCCGCCCGCUCAUCGUCUCCGCCGCCGCCACCCGCCACUGGCCCGCCGCCUCCCUCUGGCCCACCGAAUCCUACCUCCCCGACGCGCUUCACUCCACCGACGUCUCCGUCCACCUCACCCCCAGCGGCCGCGCCGACGCCCUCGCCCCGCACCCGCACCCGCGCCGCCCCGGCGCCAGGUGCUUCGCGUCCGCGCACGUCCGCCGGGUCGACUUCCCCUCCGCCGUGCGGCUCAUCAGGGGCUCCGACCCGGCCGCCGGUGUGGUGGCGUACGCGCAGCAGCAGGACGACUGCCUGCGCGGGGAGUACGCGGCGGUGGCCGGCGACGUGGACGCGCACGUGCCCUGGGCCAGCGAGGCGCUCGGCUGCCUCCCCGAGGCCGUCAACCUCUGGAUCGGCAACUCCUGCUCCGUCACCUCCUUCCACAAGGACCACUACGACAACAUCUACGUCGUCCUCUCCGGCGAGAAGCAUUUCCUCCUUCUGCCCCCAACCGAGCACCACCGCCUCUACAUCCGCGAUUACCCCGCCGCCCGCUACAUCGCCGAGCAGGAAACAGAGGAGCUGCCAAGGCUUAAGCUAGAGAUCGAAGAACCCGAGAGGAUCGUGCCGUGGAGCAGCGUGGACCCAUACCCGGGGUCGCCGGAGGAGAUGGCGGCGCAGGCCUCGUCCUUCCCGCUCUACUUCAAGGGGCCAAGGCCGAUACGCUGCACCGUCCGCGCCGGCGAGAUGCUCUACUUGCCGAGCAUGUGGUUUCACCAUGUCAGCCAGAGCCCCGGGCCUAACGGGCUCACCAUUGCCGUCAACUACUGGUAUGAUAUGCAGUUUGACAUCAAGUAUGCCUACUUUAACUUCAUGAGGUCACUGGAGAUCAAACAUUCUCUGUCGGACACCAGUGAUGAGGCUAUCGAAGGUGAGCUCGAGGAGAAGAACGAUUAA
This is a messenger RNA of Lolium rigidum, 1065 nucleotides long. Its product is annotated as bifunctional peptidase and (3S)-lysyl hydroxylase Jmjd7-like. Gene Ontology annotation, molecular function: 2-oxoglutarate-dependent dioxygenase activity. The transcript has a single exon. Bases 1 to 1065 code for a protein of 354 amino acids. NCBI's taxonomy places the organism in Eukaryota, Viridiplantae, Streptophyta, Magnoliopsida, Poales, Poaceae. The record is from RefSeq and is a predicted model, not a curated record.